Messenger RNA from Calypte anna (Anna's hummingbird), 3863 nucleotides. It is a transcript of the gene CARD10, whose product is annotated as caspase recruitment domain family member 10. The coding region runs from base 1 to 3228 and encodes 1075 amino acids. Lineage: Eukaryota; Metazoa; Chordata; Aves; Apodiformes; Trochilidae. The record is from RefSeq and is a predicted model, not a curated record. Gene Ontology annotation, molecular function: protein binding. Gene Ontology annotation, biological process: regulation of apoptotic process. The transcript is spliced from 22 exons.
AUGUGGGAGGCCACGCCAGACAUCCCCUUCCCCACUGGUCUGUCUGGAGGUGAAGCCGGGCAGCUCCAGCCCGGGGCUGUGGGACGAGAGUGGGUGGGGGAGCAAGACGGGACGGACACCGAGAAAAACCUUUCCACGGCUCGCCCAGCCCUGGAGAAUGCCCCUCUCCAAACCUGCACCCUCUUGGACCAGGAGGAGGAAGAAGACACCAUCUGGGAGAAGAUUGAGAGUGCACGGCACCAGCUGACCCGCUCCCUGAACCCUGCAAAACUCACCCCAUACCUUCGCCAGUGCCGUGUGAUAGAUGAGCAGGAUGAGGAGGAAGUGCUGAAUUCAUGCCGCUUCCCUUGCAAAAGCAACCAGACAGGUUACCUGAUGGACAUCCUCCGGCGCCGUGGGAAGCGAGGCUAUGAAGCCUUCCUGGAGUCUUUAGAAUUUUACUACCCAGAGCACUACACACGGCUGACAGGAAAGGAGCCAGUCCAGCGCUGCUCUAUGAUUCUGGAUGAGGAAGGCCCUGAGGGACUAACUCAGUUCUUGAUGAUGGAGGUGAAGAAGGUGAGGGCCCAGCGGAAAGAGCACCUGCUGAAGGAGCACCAGCUCCAAGUGAAAAACCAGGCUUUGGAGCAAGAGCAGGCCAGGCUGGAGAAGCAGCUGCAGGAGCUCCUGAAGGUGCAGGAGCGUUGCCAGCGGCUGAGAGAGGAGUGGGACUCCAACAGCCUGGAGCUGCUCAGGCUGAAGGAUGAGAACUACAUGAUGGCCAUGCGCUAUGCACAGCUCUGCGAGGAGAAGAACAUGGCUGUGCUGCGGAGCCGGGACCUCCAGCUGGUGGUGGACCAGCUGAAGUGCAAAGUGACCAGCCUGGAGGAGGAGUGCAGCCUGCUGCGGAAACAGACAUCUGCACCAGCCCAGCGAGAGGCAGAGGAGCGGGGCCAGCCUGACACAGCCAUGUCUGACCUGUGGGCUGAGAACCAGCGGCUCACAGCAUCGCUGCAGGAGCUGCAGGGCAUAUUGCAGACACCUGGAGAGGGCCCAGUGCCAGGAUCUGAGAAGAUCCUGUUGGAUAUCCUGGAGCAUGACUGGAAGGAAGCCCAAGAUGACCGGCAAGAUCUCUGCCAGAAACUCAACUCCCUGCAGAACGAGCUGCAGUGGGCUGAAGAGCUGAGGGAUAAGUACCUCCAGGAGGUGGAAGAUCUGCAGCUGAAAUACCGGACACUGCAGAAGGACUGUGAUCUCUACAAGCAUCGUAUGAACACAGUGCUGCUGCAGCUGGAGGAGAUUGAGAAAGAGCGAGACCAGGCAAUCCAGAGUCGUGAUGGGGUUCAGCUCCAAUACUCCCAGAGCCUGAUUGAGAAGGACCAGUACCGCAAACGUGUGCGGGCCCUGGAGGAGGAGAGGGACGACCUCUUGAGCAAGCUGAGCCAGGCAGAAGGGCUGAACAGCACUCUGGAGGCACAGCUGCAGCGGUGCCAAGGCAGUCGCGGCCUGAGCAAGAUGUGCAGCUCUUCCUACUCCCUUUACUCCAACCUCAGCAGUACCUGGAGCCUCAUAGAUGACCCCACAGCUGGACUUGUGGAUGCGCUGGGGGAUUCUUCUAUCCCAUUCCCAGGGGAUUCAGCUGUUCAGAGCAUGGAGGUGACUCCCGACAGUGAGAAGGAUAUCAACCGCCUUUCCACCUUCCCUUUCCCCCCUUGCAUCGGUUCCAUCCUCCGUCGGCAGCGGGAAGAGAGGUGUAUGCCCUACAAAAGCUUGUCCUGCGGCUCCUUUAGCAGUAUUGAAGAUGCAACAGGCAGUGGUUUUGCUAGUGCCUCGCUUGGGGCCCUCUCUUCUUCCAGCAGCACCUACACCAGGGUGAAGUCCGAGAUCUGCUUGUCCAAGCUUCCCAGCCGUGAGGAGGUCACUAGGAGGUCACUGGUGGUGCAGCUCAUGAAUAUGGGUCACCCUAGCAAACCCUCAACCCAGGAGAAGAAGCUCAGGGAAGACAUCUCUAUCCUUGGAGGGAACAGGACAGGGAUUUACGUCCAGUGGGUCAAGCCAGGCUCACGGGUUGAGGAUGCAGGACUCAGGGAAGGGUGCAGGCUCAUUGAGCUGAGGGUGCCGUCGCUGAAGGAAGAGGUGCUUUCUCUGGAGAACUGCACACAAGAGGUUGCCUACCUGAGCUUGCUGCAUUGGGAUGAGCCCUCCAGUCUUGUCUUUCAGCCUGACCUGGAAGGAUACCAGCCUCUGCGGGAAGCCCUGCAAGAAGGGAAGAAGUUUUCUGGAGACUCGUUCUACGUACGCACCAACCUGUCCCUGCUGGAGCCGUCAGACCCGUAUGCGCUGUGUGUCAAGUGUCGGGAGAUCCUCCAUGUCACAGACACCAUGCACAAAGGGAGGAAGGAGUGGUACUGUUCCCGCGUCGAUCCCUUAACCAUGAGGGACCUGGACAAGGGGACAGUGCCCAACUACAGCAGGGCUUACCAGCUUUUGAAGAUCCAGGAGAAGGGUCAGAUGCCUGGGCAGCAGAGGGGGCACAGAAACAACCUGAAGAAACGUGCCUUGGACCAGCUGCGCCUGGUGAAAUCCAAACCACAGAGGAGCUCAGAACAGCCCCCUCAGCAGCUGUGGUUAGACCCCUGCUCAGACCCAGAGGUGAGCCUGAAGCCAUACAGCCUGGUGCGCCCCGUGGUGGUCAAGACACCUCGCCCUGUGGUGCUGUCCCCUAACUGCAUUGCACCACGGCUCAUCAGGAACCUGCUGGACUUGCCCACCUCUCGCUUGGACUUCCAUGUGUGCCCAGCAGAGAAGCUGGCAGAAGGGGAUCCCUGUGCAACCCACACUCAGGAGCACCCUGCGUCUAGAACUGCCCCCCAGAACCGGAGGGGGAGUGGGCGAAUCCGCAUGAUCCGGGAGGCGAUGGAGAAGAAUAAACACUGCCUGCUAGAACUGGGAGUUCAGGGUGUGAGGGAUCUAAUUAGAAGUGAAAUAUACCCCAUUGUUAUCCAUGUCGAGGUCACCGAGAAGAAUGUUAGAGGACUCAGGAGUUUGCUGGGGAAGGCAGGCCAGCGGGACUCGGAGGUGCUGAAGGUGUGCCGUGGUGCAGAGCAGGCUCUCCACACACUGCCCUGCUCCUGGGCCAGGGUGGAGCCCCAUGCCUGGAACCAUGCUGAAGAGCUGCCCAAGGUGGUCCGGGGAUGCAUCUUCCAGGAGCAAAACCGCCCGCUGUGGAUUGAGGAAGGCUAUGACUGAGCUUGGGGGUGUCAGAAUUGGCACUGCCAGCUACCAUCCCCAAGAGAUGUUCUCAGAGGUCCCAACCUCCCCAAGCUCUUCCAGGUAGCAUGUCCUUCUCUCCCCAGGAGGAUGCUGGUGGCAAAGGUCCCCCAGGGGUAGCCUUUCUGGUCCCCUCGAGGCCACCAAGAGCUGGGGAGUAACACAUGCUGCCUCCCUCAUCUGAGCUCUCUGUAUUUGAUUCGAGAGAUGUCUUCCACUAUUAUGAUGGAAGCCACCCUCAUGGGCUCUUCCCCAUCACCUUGGGCUGCCCUUGUCUCUGGUGUUGUCAGAUUGCCAGAUGGGGAACACAGGGGAAUGGUGUGGUGUCAGGCUUGUAUAGGAGCAUCUCUCACACACCUUUGAAGCCCUUCUCCCACCAUCUCUGUCUCCCCUGCCCUGCAGCACUGUUUGCUCUGGGUCUCCUUUUCCCCUGUCUACCUCACCUCUCGCCCCACAUAGCAGGGAGCACAGCUCGUGUACCAACACCCUGCCAUGGCUGGAAUGACACUAAGCUUGCAAAAAACCCUCGUUUUAUAGGAGCUGUACUCUUUAUUGCUUGUAAAUUAUUAAUGGAGCAUUUUAUUGGCAAACUGCAUGUAAAGCAGAAUUAAAUA